Messenger RNA from Effrenium voratum, 663 nucleotides. Lineage: Eukaryota; Dinophyceae; Suessiales; Symbiodiniaceae. The record is from the annotation of a GenBank genome assembly.
AUGGCCCCCAAGAAGAAUGACAAGAAGGUUCUUCCUAAGAAGCAGGGCGGCUAUCCCGAUGAUGAGAGUGAGCACGACCCAGAGGCUACAAGCUCCAAUGCUUUCGACCCGUCCAAUUCCGAAGUCUCUCCGGAUGAGGUAGCGAAGUUGUUCAAGGCUCUCAGUCUGUCCGACCAGCUCGAGGUCGCCAAGAAGUUUGAGGAGCAUAUCACUAUGGUGAAGGAGAAGAUGAAGGGCAUCAAGUCCACCAAGCAAGUCCAGAACAAGAUUGACAAUCAGAACAAGAAGUCUGACCCGUCCACCAAGAAGGAAAGCGAUGACGUCAAAGCCGACAAAAGACGAUGGAUUGCUUUGGUCAUCAUCCACGAGGGCAACCGCUUCGUCAUCAACGUUAAGAGAAACAACCGGGUUGGUACAGUGCGUCAGAUGGUUGUCCAUCAGUUGAACUGGAAGAAGAACGCCGCCAUCAAGAUGCUUCGCAAUGGGCAACCCCUUUCUGACAAUGCGUCUCAAUGGACCUUUCUCUACACCCUCGGCUUUGAGCACAACGACGAGGUGACGGUGGAGUUGCUGACCGACACUGUCGUUGAGAACAACGACGACAACGAUAUGAUUGAAGGGUCGGAGGUGGACGAGGAGACGGAUGGUGAGGAACAGAGCUGA